UAUUAGUGGUAAUAGUACAGUAUUCCUGAAUCACACUAAAAUUUAAAUAUUGCGUAUCGAAUAAGUAAUUAUAAACUAACAUUUCACAAAGCAGUUUAUAAAUAUACACAUUCAUUUUACAAUUUGUAUACAUUCAUUUUACAAUUUGUGGAUGGCUACCGAUCCAGGCAGGAUCUGGUACGUGGCAGGAACCAAUCCUGGACGGUGGGCCAGAUCAGCUCAUGGCCUAGUUACGUACGUAUCAUCACACACUAACAUGGGGAAAUAUUACAGUUAACCCAAUAUGUUUUUUUAAUGUGGGAGGAGUACAACAAGGAAUACGUAUUCCACUAAGACCGUCGAUGUACACUCUAUUUAGCGAGAGCGAUGUUGCUUAAACUUCUCGCAUUUACCUCUGUUUUGUACCGUUACGGUAUAUUGGGAGAACAAACGAUGUUUUCAGGGUAAGGUAAAAACACAUGAUUAAAAAUCAACCUUAAGAUUUCGGUAACAACUUCAUUAAAUAUUGUAAUUUACAAUAUGAUUUCAUUUAGCGCUCCUAAAAGCGAAAUUAAAACUGUCCGCCAGUCCUUAUAAUGGCGAUUUGACGUAUGCGACGUGCUAUUACCAGAGAGACGUAGUAACGUAUUCUUUCAUUGGUUGCUACUGCCGGUGAGCUGCGUGAGCGCGAUAAUAAGUAGUUCUUAAAGGAACGUGAGUUAAAUAAUUCUGAGAGUAUUAACUUUCACAGAAAAAAAAUGAGCGCGAUAAUAAGUAGUUCUUAAAGGAACGUGAGUUAAAUAAUUCUGAGAGUAUUAACUUUCACAGAAAAAAAAAAGAAGAUUGACAUACUUGAUUUAGAAUACUUUAAAGUUAUGUCAAAACUGUCAGCUAGCUUUUUCUUCGUUUAGGUAACAAGGAAAGGAAAUUAUUGAAUCUAUUUAAAUUAGCUUUUCGCUUUCUUUAAAUUAUCAGUUAUUGUUGUUUAUAUGUUUGCGCUUCAAAAUAAAAGACGCCAUGAAGUUGAGGAAACGUCGGCAGAGAUUAACCAACCAACAAAACGAGUCUGUAUUGAUUUUGGAAACGCAGGUGGUAUUCAGGUUCAGGAAUACCCAAUGGAAACCUGGGACAUGCAAGAAAGUGUUCAAAACAUGGCUCAUCCGGGCAAUAUAGUUUCACCAAGUUUCACACUUAAUUCUUAUCCUUAUAUGGCCAGUAGAAAUUCAAACUCUGGACCUUGUCUCCGAUGUCUUGCAGGAGAAUCUGGUCACAUUAACCACUUAAUGAAGAUCUGACUGGUUUCUGGUGUUCAUUCAUUCACAAUGCUGUUGCAGUAUUGGCUGUUGGGAGAAUCUGUAGUUUGUUUUUUCCAUAUAAAGUCAAUGAAAUUAGCUUUUUUUUUUAAUAUUUUGAAAUAUUUUGCAACAAGGAUAUGAAAUUAACAGCACCAUAAAAAAUAACUAUAAUAACUUGCAUUUUUAUAUAUAUAUAAUAUAUACACACACAAUUUAUUGUUUGUUUAGAGCCCGAUACAUUUUUAUACAUCGGUUUUAAUUUUUUAUAGAGAUGUUUGCAAAAAAGAUAAUGCAUAUAUGGUGUAUGUGCUGGACAGAUUGUUUUGACUUUGGGGAAAGAAAAAAAAUGUCCACAAGUGUCAAAGACAUUUGCUUUUGAAAAACAUUGUUUCGUUUAGUAAGGGUGAAGUCAUCAGUCAGCAGAAUCCACUUUUUUUGUGUGUGUUAUUGUUUAAAAACGGCAACAUGCUAACCUUGGUUUUCAGAUUUAUUUCCAUUAUAUAAAUGAAUAUAUUGUAUAUAAAAUGUACACUGCAAGAUAAUGUGCCUUGUGGUUAUAAGACCUGUGUUUUUUGGCUAUUACUUAACUUACACACUAGAUGCAGUGUGUAUUAAAAAAAAUGUACUCAUUAAGUAUUUUACACUAAAUUCACCUUCAGCUGUGGGUAUGCAGUUUUGUUGUUUUGUUUAUAUAAAAAAAAAAAAAAAACUUCAAAUGUGAUUGUUGAAAGAGGAAAAGAAGAAUGAAAGUAGGGGGUGUGAGCUUAUAUAAAAAAAGAUGCUGUCAAAUAUAUCCACAGCUCGUAGUGCUGCCAAGCACUCAGGAGGCCAUCUCCUUAACUUGUGCUGCAAUGCCGAACUUGCUGGCUGUGCAGUGCAAUGAAGUAAUUUUUUUUUUUUUUUUUUUUACCCCCAAGUGCAGAAUUUCUAUUUUUCCUUGCUUUUCACUUCUGGAAUAUAACAUUAAUUGUAUACUUGCUAAUAAAGCCAUUAACUGCAGCAUUAUACCUAAUACAUUGAUGUAAACAGUUAUAAAUAAAAGUGCACUUCAGGGUUUAAAAUAAAGUGGUAGGCAUUCAUAAGCAGCACAAUUAAUAACAUAAUAAGCUAAUGUGAUAUAAAAGUGGCCUAAACACUGCAGGAAUGGUUGGUUGUGUUCAGUACUUAUCCCAUUUUAUAUUAAAAAAAAAAAAAGGCAAAGUUUUUGGAGAUGAAAUUAGUUGUUUUUUUUGUACAGAUAUUUGACUAACCUUUUGAGUAAGACUUUUUGAUAUGUAAAUACAAAAUUUGUUGAGAAUAUCCAUCUUAAAUAAUCACUAGUUUUAAGCUGGUUUUCUGUGUUUAAAUGCCAUUUGUAAGUAAAUGUGCCAAGUUUUGAUUGUUUAAUACAUUUGCAAAUAUUAUAUGAAAUAUCCCUGCUAAGAUAAUUAUAUAACCUCAUUUAAAAUUAUAAGCAAUAUAACAUGUAUUUUGUAGUACUAAAACAUUUGCUUAUUCAGUGUUAUAUACUUUAAUAUACAAGGUGGACUUGUGUAAGCAGCUGCAAUAAAAGUACACAUACCCAGUCUGGUUUAAAAAUAAUAAGCUCCCUGAUGUCAAAGAUUAUGUUCAUUGAAUAUGUAGAUAUGUUAUUCAUUUAUAUUGAUUACAUGUAUAAAAUGAGUCCUUAGUCCCAGACCUUAAGGUAAAUCAUUUACUCUGGUUUUAACAAUAGCGAGAUAGAUAGUUAAUUUGUUUCCAGCAACAUAACUUUGGAUUGGGUUUUAAAUGCACAAUGUGGCCAUUUUUGAACAUUUUGACAGACUAAAAAGAAAAAUUGGGACUUUAAAAAUCAUAAUAUAAACCCAAGAAAUAUCUUUAUUUUUCCAAUUUAAAAUUUGAACAAAUGUGUAAAAAAAAAAAAAAAAAGUUUUUACGGCUAAUAUUACAUUUUGUGUUUUAAAAUAUAGACUGUUAAUAUCUUAAUUUAAAAUAUUUUAAUUAUGGUUUAUGUGACAUCUUUGCAUAUUUUAGAACCUAUUUUACAUGAAUGCUUCGCUAAACUUAUUCUAUUCUGCUCAAUUCAUUAUGAUUAUCCUCACUGAUGAAUAAUACUUUGUAUUUUCUUGUUUACAUAAAAUCAUAAUUAGUAAAUUUACUCUGGCUAAGCAGGUUCUGAAAAUAUGGGUGAGUUUUUUUUUUUUUUUGUGUUUUCUCUUACAGUUGUUAUACUUUUUUUCUCUCUGAAAUAAAUUAACUGGGAAUUUAGCUUUAACAUUUUAGUGGUUGUAAAUUUGGUAAGCGAAUAUUAUUAACAAAAGCUGUAAAAUUUAGUUGGUUGUAAUUUUUUUUUUUUUUUUACAUAUUUUUAAUCUGGUGUCAAGAAAUGUAUGAAAAAUUGAGAUUCAGUGGUGAAAGGGGCCCCUAGAAUUCAGUUCGUUUGAUAAUGGUGAACUUUUCUUCAAAACAGAGCAUUUUUUUGACUUGGAAAAACUUGCAGACAUUGUAAUCAUUAAACAGAUUUUACCAAACAUAUGAAUUUAAGUUUAAACUGUAAUAAAUUUACAAUAUAAGAAGUUUUAAAAUUUAUUAAAAUUGAAAUGUAUGAAAGUUAAAAAUGUAUGCAUUCAUUAUAUCUAAUAUACAGUAUUGCUUAGGAUACAGGCAGUUAUGUCAUGUUUGAGACCAGUUUUCUGGAUCAGUCAAAUAAGUGGCUGAAUUUGUUUUUGAUUAUUGUAUGGAGUUUUUAAAAUGUCUGCAACUUAACAUAUUAUUUAAACCAAUGUUUUGUUUUGCUCAGGUUUUUUAUUAGAAAGAUAAUACAAUUCUAUACUUUUUAUAUAGUUAAGAGUAACAGGUUUGAGUGUUUUGAAAUAAAAGUGACAUGAAAUUUG
Molecule: messenger RNA, 4147 nt
Organism: Erpetoichthys calabaricus (reedfish)
Lineage: Eukaryota; Metazoa; Chordata; Cladistia; Polypteriformes; Polypteridae
Exons: 4
Coding region: 969-1274 (101 amino acids)
Source: RefSeq, a predicted model, not a curated record